Spirometra erinaceieuropaei is the source of this 453-nucleotide messenger RNA. The record is from the annotation of a GenBank genome assembly. Lineage: Eukaryota; Metazoa; Platyhelminthes; Cestoda; Diphyllobothriidea; Diphyllobothriidae.
AUGACCGCUGCGGAAACCAAAAGGGAAGCUCAUAAAUCACAAGUGUCUCGCCUCCUCAGUGCCAACCAUCCGCCGCGUCCAGCAUGUUCGCGCUGCCAACGCGCAUUCUGCGCACGAAUCGGUAUCGUCAGACACCUGUGCACCCAACGCGACAUCAACCUGACAACGUCUGCCUCUUCUCCCACUCUCGCCCCUGCCGCAAACUCCGCGCCGACAGCCGAUCACAAUGUCGCUGCUCCGCCGCCACCGUCCACCGACAACCCAACCACUGCAUCGACCGCGGCGGCCAGCGUCACCACUAGCACGACUUCACGCACUCCCCCCCCCCCCACCGAUGGGACGACGUCUAAUGUCCCAUCCCCUGUUGCCAUCACCACCAACACUCCCAUCGCCAGCGAUGUGGAUUCCGUCCAUACUCGUCCCCGUUGCGAUCGCGCAUUCACAUCGGCCUGA